AGACCACAUCUCUCAGAGACCUGAAGAAGAGGAAUCUGAAACAGAGGCUCAUCAGAGAACAUCUUCUCACAGGUCAUCCAGAUAACCUCCAUCAGCUCUCUGUCAGCUGACUGCUCUCCUCCAGCAUGCUCCUCGUCCUGGUCUACAUGGCUACACUCAGCCAAGUGUCUGUAUAUGGCAGGGAAACUUUUCAAAAUAAUGUGAUCGCUUCCCAUCCUGGAUGUCCCAUCAAGUUUCAUGGAACCACUUACAACACAUCAUAUGUGGACUUCACAAGCACUGAAGUGGCAGUUUGUUUCAAAGGCCGUUACAACAUUACAAAAGAGAAUGACUGUUGGGUGGGACCACGGGGGUCAAUUGCUGAAGGAAAUUGGGCUGAAACACAUUCAAGGAAAGACCCUGGAUCAAAUUAUCAUCAAGGUGUGCCUGAUCUCAUUGGUUCAUCAACCUGCAACCCUAAUUUCUAUUUCAGAGAUAGUAGUUCCACAAUCUUGGUGAUCGCUUUUCGUGACUUUGGCAAACAAUCUAUUGGCUACUUUCAAAAUGGAAAAAGUUCAAGCACGACUUUAAUCGAGGUGAUUGAUGGUGUUUCACAGGUUUACGUGAUGCCCCGCAUGAUAAGCUAUAGAAACAUUGGAGCAUGCAGACAGUCAGGUGCUCUAUAUAAGCUUAACACCACGACUUGUCAUUCAAAUGGCUCCAGUGUAACCUGUAGUACUUUCUCCGAAGUCACUGUUAACCCCUGUGGAGGAAUGUGCAAUGUUAGGUGCCCAGAACCCCAGACUUGCACUGUGACUGGCUCAACUGUCAUCAGUUUCUUUGGCAAUGCUACCUCCAUCCCAGAUCGCUGUGCUUACACUCUGAUAUCACAUUCGGGUGUGCAGCUGCUCGCUGUUUUCAAGGACCGCCGCCGUAAAGAUGUUAAUCUUUUGGACCAUGUGAUACUGCAAAUGGAUAGUCCGAGUGUCAACAUUAACCUGGGACAAGGCGGUAGAGUUCAGCUGAACAACACAACACUGAGCCUCAGCAGCUCGCCUCUGUCUCGUCACGGUGUGGAGGUCUACAAGGACCAAACUGGAGUCACGGCCAAGUUCACCCUCUCCAACUACUCCACCUCUGUCUUCUUUGAUGGCUACACUGUACAGAUCCACUUGCCAGAUACAGCCAACAUGACGGGUUUAUGUGGUAACUCCAGCAGGCCUUUGAGUGAAGUGAGGACUGAGUUCAGCUCCAGAAGCUGUAAGAUGAAUUACUCUGAACCUGCUGACAGAACCAUCAACUGCACGAGAAUGACUGAACGCUGUAACCUCAUAAGGGAGGCGCCCUUCACCACCUGCCACAACCACAUCGACCCAGAGCCCUUCAUCACUGCCUGCACCAACACCCUGUGCAAAUAUCCGGUGGUAGAUGGUUUAAGUCAGUGCAGGUUCUUGGAGGCUUAUGUCAGAGCCUGCAAAUUCAAGACCAAUGACACACUGGAGGGCUGGAGGUCAAAGGCCGGCUGCUCCACACUCCAAGCCUUCUGUCAGGACACCCUCUGCAGUGCCCAUGAGUUCUGUGCUGAGAACAUCAGUGGUGGAACCAGUUGCUUCUGUCGGGCCAUUUUCGCCUCUAAAUACAGAUCAACAGGUGCUUUAGGCGAGCCAACGGUCUGCGAUCAGAACUCUGCUUCAGUCUCCCUGGUUGGUUGUCUCCUGAAGGAAAAAGGCAUUGACUACUCUGAGUUACACCUUAACAACCAGAGCUGCAGAGGUCAGAUGGACAAUGUGACCCAAAUGGUGACCUUCAAAUUCAACGCUAGCAACCCGUGUGGGACGGUGGUCACGGCCAAGAACAGGAAUAUUAUUUACAAGAACUCCAUCAUGGCACAAAACAGCACCAACAUCAUCACUCGCCAUGACCAAGUCAAUAUCGACUUCUCCUGUUUCUACAACCAGCCGGAUAUCAAGAGCGUGGCUUUCAGAAUCAUAGACAGCUGUUCCAACCCCACUGACAAGACAGUGAAGAUGGUGGACAACGGACUGGGAACAUCCAACUACUUUUCUUUUAACUUGUUUGAGUUCUCUGGGAAGAGCAGUGACGUCUACCUGCACUGCAAAGUGAAGCUGUGUGUAAAGAAGGGCAACACCUGCACCCAGAGCUGUGGAGUUAAGAGACGACGCAGAUCUGUCAGGUCUAGAUAUGAAGACGGAAACCCAGCCUUCAUCACCAUGGCUUGGACUAAAUAGGUUGUUUCCAUGGCGACUCGGACUGACUGAAAUGCUGUUGACCUCCUAAGUGACUCCAGGCUCCUGAUCAAGAGCCUGGAUGUCUGAAUCCCUUUGGUUUUAGAUUCAACGUCUCCUGAAAAGAUGAGCUCAGUUAUGUUUGCUGUGACACUAUCCAUACUUACAAACAGUUGUGUGUGGACCAAUUCAGUCCAGUGUGGUGUUUGUGAAGUUGAUUGAUCAAGCUAGGAGCAUCAAAUAACCUAAUGAAACAACAGGUCACAUGAGGUGUCAGUAGGUGAAGCUUCAUCAGAACAUUGAUACAAAGCCAAGCUGAUCUUUGAUGGAGCGUCUAUCAGCUCCAUGUGUUGCUAGUCCUGGAGAGACUGACUUAAAACAUAUUAUAACAUGGUGAAGGGAAAUUUACUAUAACCAAUUUAUUUAAUCUAUAUUACACACACACUCGUAGAAGACAACCAUUAACAUCACAAUAUUUGGACAAAGGACUGUUAACAGUGUAAAAUGAACACUGGGUCAUCUGGUUGCUGAACAGUGGGAAGUUCUGUCAGCAUCCUGAAUUUUAACUCACACUGCAAGUAUCAGCAAUGUAUCAAAAGUAUCAGCAGUAAAAGUACUUCACAUAGUUACAGUUCCACAUUAACGGUACUUAAUAUGGUUACACUACCCAAGUAGCAGUACUUCAUGCACUUAGUGACAGUGACACAAUAGCAGUACUUCCACAGUACUUCAUUGUGUAGUAAAGUGUCCUGUGACUAAUCUCUGAUCAGAUCAUUGAUCCAGAAUUGCUAAUGUAGCUGCUUUUAACUACUUGGAUAGUUCAGUUCACUGGUUGCCAACUUAAAUCACAUAUAACCUGAUCACUCACAUAGACUGAGCGUGUGUAUAUGCCAGUGUAAACAGAAAGCAUUUGUUUGCUUGUUGCAGAAAGAGCGAGGCUACAAUCAAUGGCAAAAAGUAAUUUCCAUCAUUAUUAAGUAUAGACUUUAAUUGCACAACAGCUGUUAGCAAAGAGAACAUGGUCAACAACACUUGUAAUUGAUUAUACAUGUUGUAUUGUACACUGGUAGCUGAGGCCAAUAUUGGUUAUUUUCUUCUGGAAGCGGGUCAUGUGAUAGGAGACUGACAAAUCUGCAAAGGCUAUGUGCAGACUUAAACACUGCCCCAGAGUUUUCAAACUGAAAUGGGACCAUCAGCAUUUCCAAACUUCUUUGAGAAGCUCUAAAACUCUGGACUAUUGGGACGGCUGACAUAUCUGUUGCAGAGUUGAUGUGUUUUCAAUUGAAAUGUGGCCUUAACUUGUGCCUGUAACAGCAUCAGUUGGUGCUCAGUUGCAGGCAUCAUCUAAUGAUGAAAAUAUAUAAAAUGAGUUUGUGAGGGAAAAAAGGAAAUCGUGCCAGGGUGGAGGGUUCGUGGGGAAUAUUCUCAUUUACAUAUUGACAUAGAUUUGGUCGAUGUACAACAAGUGAUACAAUGAUGAGUGUAACUUUAACUCUAUCCAAACUCUUGUCGCUAUUAUUGUGUUUUUGUUUGUUGAAGAACCUAAAAAAAAUCAUAAAUAAAGGGAAUGUGGG
Paralichthys olivaceus (Japanese flounder) is the source of this 3799-nucleotide messenger RNA. The record is from RefSeq and is a predicted model, not a curated record. NCBI's taxonomy places the organism in Eukaryota, Metazoa, Chordata, Actinopteri, Pleuronectiformes, Paralichthyidae.